Molecule: messenger RNA, 2483 nt
Organism: Wasmannia auropunctata (little fire ant)
Lineage: Eukaryota; Metazoa; Arthropoda; Insecta; Hymenoptera; Formicidae
Product: lipase maturation factor 2-like
Exons: 10
Coding region: 251-2185 (644 amino acids)
Biological process (GO): protein maturation
Cellular component (GO): endoplasmic reticulum membrane
Source: RefSeq, a predicted model, not a curated record
GGUGGAAGCUGUCGCGCGGGGAGGGUAGUUUGGCGGGUUUCGUUUCGUUGCGCGUCUCAGCGCCCGACGUGUGUAUGUGCAUACUCGACUCGUCGUUGGCGUGGUGUGCAAUUGCGUUCAGCUGUGUGCGUGCGUGUGCGUCGCGUUCCCGGCGGGCGGACAUACGUACGGUCCGCGCGUUAUCGCCGCGCGCGUUAAACGCGUGCUUUCUCACAUAAAGUUGCAUAGAAAAUCUCUCACGGUCGCGGCCAUGGUGCAAUUACGCUACACCCGUAACCUGUUCCUGCGCGGGAUCUGCAUCAUAUAUCUGUUCGCGUUCCUCAGCUUCUACGUGCAGAUUCCAGGAUUGUACGGCGACAAUGGGCUUCUACCAGCCAGGACGCAGCUGGAUCUCAAGGCGCGCGGGCCGUUACUCAAUAAAAUGAAGCAUAAGCCGACGUUCUUGUGGCUCGCGCCAUAUCUGGGCUUAAACGUUGAUUAUAUGCUGGACGUACUGUCUCUUCUCGGAGUCAUUCUCUCCUUUGCAGGAUUUGUCUCGCAGAAAUUCUGCAUCGUGCCAAUAUUCGCAGGGCUAUGGUCUCUGUAUUAUUCUGUAUACCAGAUUGGUCAAACAUUUAUGUUCUUCCAAUGGGAUGUUCUAUUACUGGAGGUUGGAUUUCUAUGUAUAUUUGUGGCACCAAUUUGGUAUUCUUAUCGCGGCAGAAUAAGCGACGGGGUAACUCUCUGGGCUGUACGUUGGUUGCUUUUCCGCCUUAUGUUUGCCAGUGGAGUAGUAAAACUUACCUCAGGCUGUCCAGUCUGGUGGAAAUUAGAUGCUCUAAGUAUCCAUUUUGAAUCGCAAUGUAUACCAACUCCUCUGGCGUGGUACGCGCAUCAUUUGCCAACGUGGUUGCUUCGACUGUCCACCGUUUCUGUAAACGUUAUCGAGAUGGCUGUACCACUUUUAUUUUUCUUCCCGAUCAGAAACGUUAGAAUAAUUGCAUUUUAUUUGCAGGUGAUUCUACAAGUCUUCAUUAUUGCUACUGGAAACUACAAUUUCUUUAAUUUCCUUACGAUUUGUCUAUGCAUAUCCUUACUGGACGAUCAGUUCUUUUACAAACGAAAAUCUAAAAACGAUAAGUCUCAUGUUAAGAAUUAUGUCUCUGCACUAGCAACUAUAUUAGUUUAUGGAGUAAUAAUAUACGGGACAUGUGUUUUAUACGGUCUUAAGAUAACAGACAAUUGGACCAUUGAAUCUAAUAUCGCAUUUACACCGGAGGAAUUUGAUCGCGUUCUAUCUCGCACAAUACUAUUUGCAAUAUAUCUCGGUUUAGUAUCCCUCGGAUUGACGUUAAAGGAACUGAUACGCGUUGUAUUUUUCACAAAAGGGAUGUAUGAUAAACUAAAAACAACGAUAUCGACAAUUUUGUACUUCACGAUUGUAUGCUGCAUCUUUGCUGUGAGUCUUGUACCAUAUACCGCGUUGCAUCAAUCGCACAACUCGACGAUCGCACAACUCGUUAACGUGAAGCAGAUUCAUGCGAAAGUGGAGCAUCUUCAUAUAGUGAACAGUUACGGACUGUUCCGCCGUAUGACGGGAGUCGACGGUAGACCUGAAGUUGUAAUAGAGGGAAGCGACAGCAUUGAAGGACCCUGGAAGGAGUACGAGUUUUUAUACAAGCCAGGAAAUGUCAACAACUCGCUACCAUUCGUUGCACCCCAUCAACCUCGUCUCGAUUGGCAAAUGUGGUUCGCUGCUUUAGGUACAUAUCAUCAAAAUCCGUGGUUAAUGUCGCUAGCCUAUCGUUUAUUGAGCGGGCAGCCCGAGGUAUUGGCUCUAAUGAAUACUGUCGAACAUCCAUUCCGAGACAGACCCCCGAAAUACAUUAGGGCUAGUCUUUAUUAUUAUCAUUAUACGCCGUCGAGUCAGACAUCGAAUGCUUGGUGGACUAGAGAAAGAAUAGGAGAGUAUUUCCCGAUAUUCAGUCAGAGUCACCCUCCGCUUAUCGAAUAUUUGACGAAAAUGAAGAUUCUUCAAGAGAAGCCGGCUGUCAAGGUCACAAAUGAACCACUCAAAUUAAUUCUGGACAAUCUUAGAUCUUUGGUCAGUAAAGUAGAACCGAGUAUAAUUUUGUGGGGCGUCUUCACAGCCGGUUGCGCGAUAUUCAUAACAGGUUACGGCAAUUCGGUAUCGAAAAAGAAAUAGUUAUUCUCUGUGAGCGAUAAUCAUCAUAAAAACUUAAUAAGUUACAAAACUACAAGGUAUUGAAUAUUAACAAGAUAUAAGAUGCAAGCUGUAAAAUAUACGUAUACCAGCUGAAUAAUUAUUUGCAUACAGUGUUAACGUAGUGACACAAGAUACUUGUUUUGCAUGUAAAAUAUAACGUCUGCAUUUCUUCCAUCUAAUAGAUCUCUGUUAAACAAUAUUAUGUCGUGUAUAAUAACAUAAUAAUGCAUUAAAUAUAAAUCUACUGAGAUAACUCGUAAGAAGAGAACAGGGAAAA